AUGGCCACAGCUGCGGCAGCUCGGCACGUGAUCGCGGUGCCAUACCCCGGCCGUGGUCACAUCAACCCCAUGCUCGUCGUGUGCCGCCUGCUCGCCGCCGCGGACGCCGCCAUCAGCGUCACCGUCGUCGUCACGGAGGAGUGGCACGCGCUGCUGGCCGCCGCGGGGGUGCCCGACACGCUCCCCGACCGCGUCCGCCUCGCCACCAUCCCCAACGUCAUCCCCUCCGAGCGGGACCGCGGUGCCGACCUCGCAGGCUUCGUCGAGGCCGUGCAGGUCAAGAUGGUGGAGCCCGUCGAGCGGCUGCUGGACCGCCUGACGCUGGAGCAGAAGCCGGACGCCAUCGUGGCCGACACCUUCCUGAUUUGGGGCGUAGCGGCCGGAGCUGCGUGGGGCAUACCGGUGUGCUCGUUGUGGACGCAGCCGGCCACGUUCUUCUUGGCGCUCUGGCACCUGGACCGAUGGCCGCCGGCGGAUGGUGAUCAAGGGGAAGAAGGCCUCAGCUGCAAGUCCUUGGAUCAAUAUUUCCCAUUCCCAGCCCUCUCGUCAGUAAAAUGUUCUGAUGUCAAGAUCUUCCGCUCAAUGGUGCUGCCAAUGAAACGAUGCGCACAAGUGUUCUCCAACGUGCGCAAGGCACAGUGUGUCCUCUUCACCUCCUUCUAUGAGCUUGAAACCGGUGCCAUCAAUGGAACAAGGCAAGUGGUUCCUUACCCCAUAUAUACAGUUGGUCCCUCAAUUCCAUAUAUGCCACUGAAGGGUGAUUCAGACAAGCUUCACCAUGAGAACUACUUUGAUUGGCUGGAUGCCCAACCAAGAAACUCGGUAUUGUACGUAUCAUUUGGCAGCUAUGCUUCGAUGCCUUCGUCUCAGUUGGAAGAGGUUGCCUUGGGGCUGCAUGAAAGCACAGUUAGGUUCUUCUGGGUGGCCCGGGACAGAGCUACCACUACCACCCUCCAGCAGAUCUCUGGUGACAAGGGUUUGGUGGUGCCAUGGUGUGACCAGCUGAAGGUCCUGUGCCACCCCUCCAUCGGUGGCUUCCUGAGCCAUUGUGGAUGGAACUCGACCCUGGAGGCCGUGUUCGCUGGAGUGCCUAUGCUUGCUUUUCCCCUUUUUUGGGAUCAGUUGGUGAUUGGUCAUCUCGUUGCCGAUGAAUGGAAGAUUGGCAUCAACUUGAGGGAACAGAGAAGGGAGGAUGGUUUUGUCAGCAGGGCCGCAAUCUCUGAUGCUGUAACAAAGCUUAUGGAUUUGAGCGAUGCUGAUAGCCUAGAGAUGAGAAGAAGAGCUGCAGAAUUGAGAGAUGCUUCACACAGCGCAAUUCAGGAAGGUGGAUCUUCACGUUGUUCUUUGAACAAUUUCGUUAGAGAUAUCAUCGAAGGAAGACUGAAUGUUGCAGAAACUUCGCAGUAG
Molecule: messenger RNA, 1407 nt
Organism: Miscanthus lutarioriparius
Lineage: Eukaryota; Viridiplantae; Streptophyta; Magnoliopsida; Poales; Poaceae
Source: the annotation of a GenBank genome assembly